This is a messenger RNA of Triticum dicoccoides, 1774 nucleotides long. RefSeq names its product lipid droplet phospholipase 1-like. The record is from RefSeq and is a predicted model, not a curated record. The transcript has 11 exons. NCBI's taxonomy places the organism in Eukaryota, Viridiplantae, Streptophyta, Magnoliopsida, Poales, Poaceae. Gene Ontology annotation, biological process: lipid metabolic process. The coding region runs from base 299 to 1414 and encodes 371 amino acids.
GUCUACGUAGUCGACAUGCCCGAUGCCCUCCGGGAUCAUGUGCCGACAUCCAUGGUGGAUCGGAGGAUGGUAGCGAGCGCGAGACCUGACAGGCACGUCGGUAAAAUGGGCAGAGCUCACGGGCACGGGGAUCCACAACCUCCACGCAUCCCCCCCUCUCUUCCUCGUUCGCUUGCUGGGCCCCACUUCCCCUCCACGCGGUACGCGGACACGACGCUUCCGUCGCAACCCCCACACCUUUCCGUCCCGCCGGCCCAUCGGCCGCCGCCUCCCUGCGCACCCAGCCGAGGAGACCGCCAUGAUGGCGGGCGCCUCAGGCUCAGUCGAAGAGGAGGGAGGACUGAGGGCGGAGGAGUCCCCGUCCGGCGGCGUCGACGUCUGGAGCGACGCCGUCUCCUCCCACGCCCCGGAACACCUCCUCGUCAUGAUCCACGGCAUCCUCGGCAGGCUACAAAUCUGUUUCGCCCGGCAGCAGAAUGGACCAGUGGCAGAAUGGAAUCCUACCAAUGACUGGCAAUACGCAGCCAACGAAUUUGUAAAGCAGCUUCCUGAUGAUGUAAUUGUGCAUUGCAGUGAGAAAAACAUGAACACAUUGACUCUAGACGGUGUCGAUGUUAUGGGAGAACGCUUAGCAGAUGAGGUUCUUGAUGUAAUUAGUCGAAAGCCAGAGCUCACCAAAAUUUCUUUUCUUGCACACUCCGUUGGAGGCUUAGUAGCAAGAUAUGCAAUUGCAAAACUUUAUAGACAUCCAAAUAGCACAUUUGACAGCAAAGCUGAAGGAACCAUAUGCGGGUUGGAAGCGGUGAACUUUAUAACCGUAGCAACGCCUCACCUUGGUUCUCGAGGAAACAAGCAGGUUCCACUCCUCUUUGGAUUCAUUACGAUUGAGAAGGUUGCUUCUCGUGUCAUCCAUUGGAUAUUUAGGAGAACUGGGAGACAUCUUUUUCUUACUGAUAGUGCUGAGGGAGAACCACCACUGUUGCAGCGUAUGGUUGAAGAUUAUGGCGAUCUUUACUUUAUAUCUGCUUUGCGAGCAUUUAAACGACGAGUGGCAUAUGCUAAUGCUGAUUGCGAUCACAUUGUUGGCUGGAGAACAUCAUCUAUUAGAAGAAACACCGAGCUGCCUAAGUGGGAGGAAUCUGUAUGUGAGAAGUAUCCUCACAUUGUACAUGAGGAAUACUCUGAAGAAAUCAGCGAUGAGAAGUGUCAAGAUUUGGCAGCAGAUUGCGAUUUUGACUUACUGGAAGAAAAAAUGGUGACAGGGCUGAGACGCGUUUCAUGGGAAAAGGUAGAUGUUAGCUUCCACAUGAGCAUGCGGAGUUUCGCAGCGCACAGCAUUAUCCAGGUCAAGUAUGCGUUUAUGAACGAAGGAGCGGACGUCAUACAGCACAUUAUAGACCACUUCCAGCUCUGAGAAUUUCCUUGGCAAUGCCACUAGCAAUGCAGUCUGAAGCUGCAGACCGAGGAGGCUGUCCUACCUCUACUUACACACAUUAGUUCCAGACUCGAGACGAAAACCGCAGUCAGCCCACAGCCACAGGGGAGGCCCGGUAGUAUCAAGUUAGUUCUAGAUUGUUAAUUUAUUGCUUAACAGUGUGUAACAGUGCGUUGUAAUGGCUGUAUAUAAGAGUAAGUGCCACGAAUUACUCCGUGCCGUCCGUUACAAAGAAAGAUCCCGUCGGAACGGAGAAAACAACAUCAUCCUUGUUGUACAUGUAUCGCUAUUAUGUGCCCUGUCACCAAUCUCACAUGUGACGCUAUUUUUCGCCCUGUA